AUGGAACACUCCGGAGACGGAUUGAAAGCCCUUGGCGGCCGUUGUUCGGCCAUUCAUAAGGACAUUCUCUACCUCUUUACCGGUUCCAAGUUACUGUCAUUACCGCUUGAAAGGAAUGCGACGGUCUCCGAGGAGGCUCUUCCUGAGUCUGCUUCAGGUCCAGCAUGCGUGAAGGUGUCACAGGGCGGAGACGAUGUGCUGUACGUGAUCGGUGGAGAUGACACAUCAGACGAGUACUCCGGCCUGCAGCGAUAUUCUUUCGGAAACGACAGAUGGGAUACUCUGUCACCGCCCGUGGACGUGCUCCGAACUCGGACGAACCACAGUGUCGCGUAUCUACAGGACACCGAUGAAAUCCUGAUUUAUGCUGGCUCGACCGUUGCUGCACCAUCUUUGCUGUCGUCCCAAACCUUUCUGCUUUCAACCAAACCCCCAUACAACAUCCGAUCUUUUACCUCAAAAGCGCCGCCAGCGACACGGCCUAUAUUACAGCCAUGGAACAGCAGUCACGCUGUGAUGGUGGGCGGGGAGUCUACUAAUACUGGCGUAUGGCUAUUCGGCCCUGAGCAAGGCUGGUCAAAAUUUGAAACGAGCUUGACCGACCCACUGAAUGCGAAUGCGCAAGGCAUCUUGAUUACCGGUACGGAUGGCAGCAAGGUUUUGCAGGUGUACGAAACGAGUCAGUCCCCGAAUGCGGUUCGAAAUAUCGUCCUUCAAGGAGCUUUUGGGGUUCCAGCUGCCCCCGGAACGACUGUUGGCGGCGGUUCAUCGCCAUCGUCGAGGAAGCGGAAACGCGAUCUGACAUUGAACGAUUGGCCCGCGUACAACAAGACGAAUGCCCCAACAUCAACAAGGACGGACUAUUCCCUCGCCCAGCGCGCCGAUGGACUUGUUGUCAUGGCCGGAGGCAACGAGCAAGAGCCGAUCAUCAUGUAUGAUCGAGAGCGCAAUUCCUGGGUCGACACUGACGAUAUAUUUGGCCAACAACCUCUCAUACCGACCUCGACUCCAUCUGCCACGACAUCGGCCACGAGAACCUCGACACCGUCAGCAUCCACAUCCGCUGCUGCUAAGGAGGCAGGUGCAGCAGAGAAUGAGGACCAUGACAGAACAAUGCGAACACUCGGCAUCACGCUUGGCGUAUUGUGUGGCAUCGGGGCGCUUUUCAUUCUGAUACUGCUGUGGCUGCGGUGGCGAAAGCUCAAAGCGAAGAAGCAGGAAGGUUACUUGCAAGAAAAGGAUGGGGCCGACCAGAACCGAAUGAGCUUUGCAGACCGAGGCGCGUCCUUUAUGAAGGAGGCUGGGAUGUCCGCCGACGAUCUUUCAGGAUAUGACCGCCCAUGGAAUCCCUCGGCGAAACAGAAUGCUCAUUCCUCGCUUGCCAUCAUGACCGGAAAGUACGGCAAGUUCAAGGCAAAUAACCACGCGCCGAAAGCCAGCUUCGAGAGCACUGCCCAGCUUGUUAAGAACAAGAAUGGUAACAUGCUACCGUCUGACAAUCUCGAAAUGAUGGACAUCGGAGACAAGAGCUUCAACGGGAGCACUACCAGUCUAGCUGUGCCUGGCGCCGCUGUUCUUAACGGGAACUCGCUAGACAAGGAGGUCAGGGCAGAGAGAUCGCGGAGCUCGGGCUGGUCGAAGUACUUUGCCACGACCGCACCGAAUGGGCCUAACGGGCUCUCUCACAUCCCUUCGGCCUACAUCAAACCCGGCACAUCGCCCAUUCCGGAGUCAGAGUACUCGAGUGAUGAGCGAGACCGCGUUUCUCGGAUACCGUCCUCCGUGAUGGUUGCGCCCCUCGAUAUCGACUUCAAGAAGACAGUCGACGGACAACGCUUGUCGCACGUAGCUGCCCGAUCACCAGCAUUAUUUGCUCGUCGCAGUAGUACCGAUAUCUAUGAAGGUCAGCAGGGACUCAUCGUCGACCCUAAUGACCCUCAUCGAUCACAUGCUACAAGCAUCAGUUCAUACGGCAAUCGAUCUACAAUGGACAGCACUGCCACGAGCGAGUUUUGUAACGAGUCUGGACAAACUCUCUGGACUCCCAUGAGCGCCAAUCCUCCCAUGCCUGGCAACAGCACUGCCCAUGCUCAGAAUAUGGAUCGAGAUCGACGCACAAGCAGUGUUUACACCGCCAAUCCCUACGACAUCGAGAGUCGAAGGCCAUCCCGCGGGAAGUCCGCUGGAUUCUUUCCUGGAACGGGAGUUGGAUAUGCGAAGCCUUCGAAGGUCAAGCUCAGCCAUAACGCCAGUCCAACAGCAGAUUGGGCCGCUCCUCCCCGAGCUCCUUUCGCGGCAAAGCCUGCUGGGGAGAUCCGAGAUAGUACUUCGUCCAUCGUGACUAUCUUUCCUGGGGUGCCCAGCUCGUACUACGAAGACAAGACAAAGGCGGAUACACGUCCAGGCGCGGAAGACACGCAACCUAGGAAUACGGACUUGAGCUGGUUGAACUUGGAUGCGAGCAAACCUCCAACUCCCAAUUAG
Molecule: messenger RNA, 2484 nt
Organism: Zymoseptoria tritici IPO323
Lineage: Eukaryota; Fungi; Ascomycota; Dothideomycetes; Mycosphaerellales; Mycosphaerellaceae
Exons: 1
Coding region: 1-2484 (827 amino acids)
Molecular function (GO): protein binding
Source: RefSeq, a predicted model, not a curated record